Molecule: messenger RNA, 2025 nt
Organism: Rhea pennata
Lineage: Eukaryota; Metazoa; Chordata; Aves; Rheiformes; Rheidae
Gene: STRA6
Product: signaling receptor and transporter of retinol STRA6
Exons: 17
Coding region: 1-2025 (674 amino acids)
Biological process (GO): vitamin A import into cell
Cellular component (GO): plasma membrane
Molecular function (GO): signaling receptor activity; retinol transmembrane transporter activity
Source: RefSeq, a predicted model, not a curated record
AUGGCAGCCAACGGCUCUCUGGACGUGCACAGCUCCCUGCUGGAGAAUGGCUUUGCCGGCACCGACGACCUCGUUUCGGACUGGUACAUCUACGAAACCGCGGAGCCGGCCGCGCCGCAGGACGACAUUUUCCCCAGUGUUAUCCCAGACUGUGACCCCACCGUUUCUCCUAGACUCUAUCACACCUGUAUGGCACCCAUCUCUCUGGCUGUGCUCAUUGGCUUGUCCUUGCUGGUGAAACGCAAGCGUCUCCACCCAAACUGCUGGAAUGGCAUCCCGGGAUUGCUGAGCCCAGCCAAUUUUCUGGAGGAGGAGGGCAACCGAGGGCUGGUGGCUGCAGUGUUUGGCAUCCUGUUUUCCUUCCUCUGCGUGCUGGUGCUGGACAGUGACCCCCUGCCUCUCAUCUCCAACUCAUCCCAGCACAACCGUGAGUACUGGAAGAUCCUGGCUUUGCUCUAUUACCCUGCCUUCUACUACCCGCUGGUUGCUUGUGCCACGGUCAGGCAUAGAGCUGGCUACCUUGUGGGCUGCCUGCUCUCCUGGUGCCACUGCGUGGUCCAUAUCUGGCAGAAGGUGGAUUGCCCACAGUCGCCUAAGGUAUACAGGUACUACUCUGUGCUCUCUUACGUCCCUAUUAUCCUCUGUCUCGUGGUUUUAAGUCUUUGGUACCCAGCCCUGCUGAUCCGGAGCUUCACUGGGCAGGAGGAGUCCUUGGAGAAGGAGGUUACAGAGAGAGGCUAUUACAAGAAGUACCUCAAGGCUCUCUUGUCCAAACGAUCUCAGCAGGGCAGUUCCACGAAGAUAGAAGAGAGCUGCUUAUCAAGGGUCCAGGCGUACCUAUGCUCAUACGUCUACGCUCCCCGGGAAGGUUUCCGGAUCCCGCUGAAACUCGUCCUCUCCAUAACCACGUCCGUGAUCGCUGUGUACCAGGUAGCCCUGCUGCUCCUUGUGGCUGUUGUCCCCACCAUUCAGAUCGUGCGAGCGGGAAUGACCAAGGACGUGGUCAUACUGCUGGUUCAGUUUGGCCUGGUGCCCUCGGAGAAUCCUGGCGGGGUCCCAGGUGACAUGGAGACAGAGCUCAACACUGUCAAGUACUACCUGUGGUCGCUGGAAGUGUGUUACAUCUGCUCCCUGGUGCUCUGCUGCCUGCUGACGUUUGCCAUGCUGAUGAGGACCCUGGUGAUGCACAGGAACAACCUGAAGGCUUUGUACCAAGGGGCUGUGCUGGAUGUCUUCUACAAAGCCCACAUCCUGCGCCCUUCUCGACAAGCCGUCGUCUGCUGGAUGGGCUUCGCCAGCUUCCAGACUGCUUUUGCCUGCCUGGGUCUUUUCAUCCAGCAAGUGAUUUUCUUCAUCUGCUCGGUGGCUUUUACCUUCUUCUUUGUUAUCCCACUCCAAACUGGCACAAACAUGUACUUCUUCAAAAUCCUUCAGAACAUGUGGCCCUUUUGGCUGACCCUGGUUGUUGCUGUGAUCAUGCAAAAUCUGGCAGCUCACUACCAAUUCCUGGAGCAACAUCCUCUACGGAAGGAGCUGACGAACAGACGAGCCCUCUAUAUAGUCACCUACUUACUCUUCCCCAUUAAUGUUCUGGUGGGUGUCCUGGCUGGGCUCUGGAGGAUGAUCAUCUCUGCCCUUUAUAAUGCCAUCCACUUCUGCCAGCUGGACAUCAGCCUCCUGAACCGCAAUGUGGAGACUUUUGACCCAGGCUACCACGCUUACUGCCACUAUCUGAAAAUCGAGGUCAGCCAGUCGCACCCAGUGGUGAAAGCCUUUUGCUUGUUGCUCCUGCAGUUAUCGAGGCCUGAGGGGCAGCCGGGGCUUAGGCCCAGCAAUGUAGAAGAAGGCAUCCAGCUGAUGCAGACCAAGAAGGCACCGUCGAGCAGAGCCAAGUUCAAGCAGAGCCGAGCCCGGUGGUGGCUGGCCUACACACUCCUCAACAACCCAUCGCUGAUGGCCUGUCGGAAAACUGCCCUCUCUGACCCCACAGUCAAUGGUACCCAGCUCAGCUCCCCCAAACCCUGA